AUGCCGCUACCUGAUCCUCUUGUUCCAGUCGAACGCCUCAUUCAGAACGGUCUUGCGCGCCUACCCGUAUGGCUCAGUCACUGGCUUGGAUAUCGUGGGACGCCGGUAUCUCCCUCGCCGACAUGGAUGAUCUGCGUGUGGGGAUUCAUCGGGGCCUUUGGAGGUGUUAGCACCAUUAUGGCCAUCUUUGGACAUACGGAUUACUUUACGGCCCGCCUUGUGCCACCUAUCGUUGCAUCUUUUGGAGCUUCUGCCAUUCUCUGUUACGGAGCUAUCGACGUUCCUCUCGCACAACCACGCUCGCUCAUCUUUGGCCACUUCUUCAGCGGUUUGACAGGUGUCAUUGUCGCAACGAUCUUCCGCUUCGACCUGGACAAUGACCCAUUCCCACGUUUUCAAUGGCUUGCAGCCAGUCUUUCCACAGCUAUCGCCCUUGUCGUCAUGCACUUGACAAAGACGACUCAUCCGCCUGCUGGAGCGACAGCGCUACUUCCUUGCGUUGAACCUGCUAUCUGGGCACUGAGAUGGUACUUCCUACCUGUUCUUCUACUAUCUUCCGUCAUUGUUCUUGCGAGCGCCCUGCUUGUCAACAACAUUCAGCGACAAUACCCUAAAUUCUGGGUCGCUCAGCUUCCACCGCCACCGCCGCCAUCAAAGCCCAAGGAUGAUCAGCAUCGACAUGUCGAACUGCCGGAGGCGGCAGAACAAAAACGAGUCGGUAGCUCACGAAGUACGCUGAGAGACCUUGAGAGUGGACCUUGA
Messenger RNA from Dothidotthia symphoricarpi CBS 119687, 762 nucleotides. Its product is annotated as HPP-domain-containing protein. The record is from RefSeq and is a predicted model, not a curated record. The transcript is spliced from 2 exons. NCBI's taxonomy places the organism in Eukaryota, Fungi, Ascomycota, Dothideomycetes, Pleosporales, Dothidotthiaceae. The coding region runs from base 1 to 762 and encodes 253 amino acids.